This is a messenger RNA of Sorghum bicolor (sorghum), 3317 nucleotides long. RefSeq lists its product as uncharacterized. The record is from RefSeq and is a predicted model, not a curated record. The transcript has 14 exons. Bases 24 to 2651 code for a protein of 875 amino acids. Lineage: Eukaryota; Viridiplantae; Streptophyta; Magnoliopsida; Poales; Poaceae.
CCCACGUGUCAGUCGCUUUCUUGAUGGCACUAUCCCCAACCUCGCCGAUUCCAGUCUCCACACUCGCCGAGCGACACCGCGCGGGACGACCGAGCAAGCAGAGCAUGCCGCCGUCGUGCCUGGGCGCAUGCAGCGGUGGCGGACUAGCCCUCUCCGCCCCCCGCCGCCGCGCCCCCUCCUACUGCAGCAUCGCGCCCCAUAGGGCUUCCGUCUCGUGCUCUGCCGCCGGCGGCAAGGCGUCGCCGCGGGGGAAGGACAACGUCUGGAGCGUCGAUAACGACCGCGCCGCCAAGGAGGCGGUCCGGAGCCCGAAGCACCGCCGCAGGAGACGCCCCAGCGGUCGCCGCCUGCCGCCACCAAAGAGGAAGGGGAAGGAUGCGGAGUCGAGGGUUCUAGUGUCUGGAGCCAUGCUUGUGGAGGUCGAGACUGUGCUCCAAACUCAGGAACCUGUCAUAAAGCCUUCUUGGGAUACAUUUGCAAGUAGUUUAAGUGGUAACUGGAAGGGUGUUGGAGCUGUCUUCUCGCCAAUCACAGCAGAGAUGGAGCCUGUUGGAGUUGGGAGCAAAGAAGAGUACCUUUAUGACUGCUACACUCUUUCUCACAUUGAGAAAUCUUAUGAUGGUGGUCAUGGCUCUGAGAUCCGAAGGAAAACAAAUUGGGUCCCAAUCAAUCCUUUUGGUGAAGCUGAGAAGCAGAUCACAUCAUAUGACGGUUGGAGUCAAAGCACUUCCAGUGGGAAGGGAACUGCUGAUUUACCUUCAUAUGAGUCUUUUGAUCUUAACAGGAGUGCUGUGCUUGAUGAAGAAACUUUUUCUAUGGAGCCUGGAAUUGUAUUUUUUGAGGACGGAUCAUACUCUAGAGGUCCAGUUGAUAUAGCAAUUGGUGAAUAUGAUGAAUCUAAAUACUUCCUUUCACCAACAUAUCAGUUUGAGCAAUGUCUUGUUAAAGGUUGCCACAAGAGAUUGCGGGUUGUGCAUACAAUUGAGUUUAACGAAGGAGGAGCUAACAUACAAAUUGUAAGGGUUGCUGUGUAUGAAGAAAAAUGGGCCAGCCCAGCAAAUAUCGAUGUUGAAGAUGAUACACUUGUUGACCUUAAACCAUUCUCUCAAAGAAGCCGGACCAAACCGUCAGAACUGACAGGCUCCUGGAAAGUAUACGAAGUCAGUGCAACACCGAUUUUCAGUGAUGAAAGGCAAGAACUAGAGGGCGGUUCUCCUUUCGUAUACUUGUGCAUGGAGACAGUGAAGAAGAGAACCCUGCCAGAGAGUUCAGUUCUCUUUGGGGAGGAAGAGAUGCUCGACAUGCAGGAUGUCACCGUGCUUUGGUUACCUGGUGGUGUCACUGCCUAUGUUGACAUCAGUGAAGACGGCAUACUCUGUAUCGGAGUUGGGUGGUACUCAGAAGAAGGGAUCAACCUGGUGAUGGAGAGAGACUAUGGAACUGAUGGGAGGCUCAGGGAGGUUCGGUCAAAAACUGAAGUAAAGCGCCGGUGGUAUCAAUCAGUUCCAUACCUAGAGACCGACGCAAACGCAACCGCAAUAAUUCGCGCCACCAUCGGGAGCCAGGCCAAACUAGAAGCGCCAAGUUGCCAGCCAAACGAACCAGCUAAAACAAGGGGGGGCGCCGCGGCGCGUCGUGGGGACAGCCCUCGUGAUCGAUCCGCCCGUGGGAUCUCGCGCACGCCAGGAUUGGAGAGCCGCGGCCUCCCUCCGCCCCCAACGUUCCCGCGCGGAUUGCGGCGCUUAGACGCGGAGCGGUGGAGGAGAGAGACGGGGGGAAGGGGAGGCCGAGGCCGAGGCCUAGGAGGCGUGGUGGUGCAGCGAGCGAGCGAGCGAGCGCGUUCGUUCGGCAUGGAACAGAACGCCGGCUCGUUCCUCGCCGUGCGUCGCCUCUCCGGCGGCGCCAUCCACCACAAUCGCCACCACUCUUCGCCCGCUGAGGUCGUGGGCGUGUCCACGGCGUGGCUCGGGAAGGGGCUUUCGUGCGUCUGCGCGCAGAGGAGGGAGACCGAUGCGCGCCUCUCCUUCGAUUUGAGUCCCAUUCAGGAAGAGUGCUUUCAUAGGUUGCAGAACCGGAUAGAGGUGCAGUAUGAUGGUUCAAAUUUAGAGCAUCAGAAAGCACUGGAAGCCCUUUGGCGUGCUUCUUUUCCUGGAACUGAACUUUUAGGAUUAGUAUCAGACCAGUGGAAGGAGAUGGGAUGGCAAGGGAAAGAUCCAUCUACAGAUUUCAGGGGUGGUGGUUUUAUAUCUUUGGAGAAUUUACUGUAUUUCUCUAGGAACUAUCCAAAAUCCUUCCAGGAGCUCCUUUGUAAGAAGAAUGGUGAUAGAGCAUUGUGGGAGUAUCCCUUUGCUGUAGCUGGUGUAAAUAUUACAUUCAUGCUAAUUCAGAUGCUUGAUCUUCAAGCAGCUAAGCCAACGUCGUUGAUUGGAGCAGUUUUCCUAAAUCUACUGUUAGAAAAUGAUCGAGCGUUUGACAUUCUUUACUGCAUAACCUUCAAACUGAUGGAUCAGAAAUGGCUUGAAAUGCACGCCAGUUACAUGGAUUUCAAUACUGUUAUUAAAUCUACACGGCGCCAGCUCGAGAGGGAGCUGUUGCUAGAAGACAUCCAGAGAAUCGAGGACAUGCCAUCAUACAGGUUUCUCUCCUGUUAGAACUUGGUCAUACCUAACAUUGCCACAAGAUAGUGCAGCUCCAUCCACUCGAAGAUGUUGCGACGUUGGAACCACGUAUACAGAGGGGGCGAUCUAGGAUCAUGGACUGUGGAUGUGCUCCUUUGAAUUGUCGUGUUUACCUACUUGAUUGACAACGACCUCAACGCUGGAGUGCCUUUUCGUUUUGAACGAUGUGCUACAUCUUGGUGCCAUAUAAUGGCAGAUCCUAGCUAGCUUUCGUUUUUUUUUCGAGAACGUGCACUUGGCCCUUGUUGCUUUAAGGGAAGAAAGAGUUUGUUACACGGCUUGCUAGGGUUUAGGCGAGGUGCCGUUCCCAAGCAAGCGAAACACACGAAUAGAGAGCACCGGCUGGAACGGUGGAGCUAAGGAAACAAACUAAGGGUGCUACUCGGGGCGAAGCCACUAGGCGGAAGCUAAAGCAAAAAGAGGGGUAAGCUUGGAGAACCCCGCCGCGAUCCAACUUUCGCUCUCAGUCCGAAUCUGCCGCAAGAUCUGAGUCGUGGUUGCGCAGACCCCGUCGAACGUCCGUCGGUUUCGCUCCUUAGUUCAGCUAGCUUUCGUUGUAAACAGGAGGAUCGUGGAAAGUUGUCUGAAUAUGCUUUGUGGCCAUGUGCAUGGAUCUUGCUGCUCUCCUGAAAAAAAAAA